AUGGACCUUGAGCAGAUACACCACGAAGCCCGGCAGGCCGCCCUGAACGAGGUGAAAAACAUGUUCCAGCGCUCGAACCAGAUGGAAAAGGUGGACCAGUACCGACGGCGCACGUAUCGCAAGAAUCUUUCCAUGGACGCCCAGCUGAAAACGUGUAUGCAGAACCAAACGGAUGAUUUUAAGAUCGGCGUGAAGAAGCUGCAGAAUGCACUCGGGCAGAUCAAGGAGAUUGGUGAUCGGAUGAAGAGUGCGUUUGCGAUGCUGGCCGAUGUGCCGCCGAUUUACGACACGCUCGAGAGCGUUCGGGACGAGAACGCCAAACAUUCGCAGUACAUGACGGCGAUGGAAAAUCUGAAGCAUAUUUUCACCGUCCAAUCGAGCGUGGACAAGGCGAUGGCGUGGAUCGAAGAAGAUAAACUGCUGCACGCCCACCAGUGCUUGUCGGAUUUGGAGAACUCGCGCGAUGACUUGCUGUACGAGCUGCAUAAGCUUCCGAAGCAGAAUGCCCACGAUAAAAUUACACUCAAGCGGUACUUUGAGAAGGUCGAAACGGUUUCGUUGACGCUGGAGAAGAAAAUUCGGCUAGUGUUGCAGCGUACGCUAAACACUGUCCGCAAGGAACCGACGGUCAUUGUGACCGCAUUGCGCAUUAUCGAACGAGAGGAAAAGGCGGAUGCCUUUGCUUUGCAGCAGCAGAAAAACACGGGUUUUAUUGCGCCCGGGCGCCCGAAACGGUGGCGCCUGAAGGCGCUGGAGGUAUUGAACGAGGCGGUUGUGCAGCGGAUCGAAGGAUCCAAGCUGGAGGAGCGGUCCGACAACAAGAUGUGGUUGGUGCGGGACUUGGAGCUGACGCGUCAGUUCAUAUUGGAAGAUUUGCGCGUGGUCAAAUCACUGUGCGUGCCGUGCUUUCCGCCACACUACAAUAUUGUGAACGAGUACGUGAAAAUGUACCACAAUGCGAUGUCCAAAUACCUGGAAGAGUUGAUUCAGACCGGGCUGGAAGGUAACGAGUAUGUGACGAUACUGGCGUGGAUCAUGAACACGUAUCCGGGGCGUGAGCUCAUGCAGCACCCGGACCUUCUGAUCGAUCUGUCCGACUGUGGGCCGCUAGUGAGCAAAGAGCGCUUGCAGGAAAUGGAAACGGCUUAUCUGCGCACGAUGGAACGCAACUACCAGGAGUGGAUGACGAAAACGCUCGAAACGGAGAAAUCCGACUGGAUCAACGGGGUAGAAGUAGAAUGUGCCGAUCAGUACUACCACACAGCCGCGCCGAUGAUCAUCUAUCAGAUGAUCGAUCAAAAUCUGCAGGUCACCAACACGACCCAUUCCGACCUAACGUUCAACGCGCUCAUCCUGAGCAUUCAGCAGAUGGCCCGCUACGGGCACAACUACCGGGCAGCCAUCAUCGAGUACAAGGAACGUCACUUCCGCGACCGCAGCCAGGCUCCCUUCUUCACGCAGUACAUCAUCACGAUCGUGAACAACUGCCAGCAGAUGAUCGAGAUUGCGCAACAGCUGAAGCAGCGUUACUGGCCAAAGUCGAAAACGCAGCACUACGAAGAGUUUGAAAAGUUGGUCAAAACCUAUCAAACACUGCGCGACGAAACCGGUCUCGUUCUGCUCGAGGAAGCGUUCCUCGAUCUGGACGGACACUUUAAUGAGCUUUUCACGGCCAAGUGGAUCGCGGCCAGCUCGGUCUCGGUGGACACGAUAUGCGUUACGUUGGAGGACUACUUUCAGGACUACAACCAUUUGCGGACAGCCAACUUUGAGUACGUUAUCGGGGAGGCUCAGAAGCUCGUCGCGAAACGAUACAUACGCGCGAUGCUGUCGAAGCGGUUGAGCAAAACGCGUGCCGAGUGUGAGGUAAUGGCGAAAAAGGUUGCCAAAGAAGCGCAACAGAUCAAGGCGUUUUUCGAAAAGGUGGCACCGGACGUGGCGAAGAGUGAUUCGCCGAUCAACGUGAUCUCCAACUUGGCCACGUUGCUGAACUGUGAUGCCGAGAUGCUGGUGCUGGAUCUGCACUCUCUGCUUUCGUCGUACCCAUCGAUCACCGAGGACCACUUGGUGCGGCUUUUCCACAUGCGCAGCGACUUCAAGAGCAGCGAAGUGAAGGAGAAGGUACAGGACGCACUAGCAUCGCGAAAGUCAACCAUCAGCCACGACAAACAGGAUGCGAUCUUCAAGGAAAUUGCGUUCUCCGAUAAGCUUUGGUAGAAGUUUUCACAUGCAUCCCGCGGGG
Messenger RNA from Anopheles bellator, 2242 nucleotides. It is a transcript of the gene Sec6, whose product is annotated as exocyst complex component 3. Gene Ontology annotation, cellular component: exocyst. NCBI's taxonomy places the organism in Eukaryota, Metazoa, Arthropoda, Insecta, Diptera, Culicidae. The coding region runs from base 1 to 2217 and encodes 738 amino acids. Gene Ontology annotation, biological process: exocyst localization; exocytosis. The record is from RefSeq and is a predicted model, not a curated record. Gene Ontology annotation, molecular function: SNARE binding. The transcript has 2 exons.